GUGUGAUGUACCUCCACCUGUGCGGCCUGUGUAAUGGGCAGGUGGGCGCAGCGUGGGGGUAAUGACCAGCUUUCCAGAAUAUUCCGGAACUGCCGAGGCCGGACGUGGAGCUGAUGUCCCCUUCGUCCACUCUUACCCCUCUGAAGGAAACAUCUGGCUCCAAUUAAAGUCGUCUCCACCCUCCUCUGCUCCUUCACCUCCCCCCCAUGGUUCUUUUAUUAUCCUUUUCAAACUUCUCUCUCUGAUUUAGUCUCCGCCUACUCUGAGCAAAUAGGCUCCUCCUCCUUGUCCUCUUCCUCCUUUUCCCUCUCACCUCGUCUGUCCUGCAGCAGACCUCCUAACUUCAUCACAAUGCAUGCUUUCUGCAUCUGCGGACUCCUGCUCGCCGCAGUGGGAUGGACGACGGCCCAGCAGGUCAACCAAACCAGGCCCGUGUUCCUGUGUGGAGGAGACCUGGUUGCAGAAUCCGGUUUUGUCGGCAGUGAAGGUUUCCCGAGCUCCUACAAAGCCAACAGCAGAUGCACCUGGCGCAUCACCGUCCCUGAGGGAAGAGUGGUCACGCUCAACUUCCGCCUGUUCGACCUGGAGGCCGACUCACAGUGCCGCUACGACUAUCUGGACGUGUACGGCAGCCACUCGGCGCUGGGGAAGAAGCUGGGCCGUUUCUGCGGAACCUUCCGGCCCGGGAAUCUCAUUUCCUCCACAAACACCAUGAUGCUGGAGAUGGUGACAGACGGGGAGACGCAGAGCACUGGAUUUGUGGCCUUUUUCAAAGCCACCCAACCCUAUGAAUCGCAGAUCUGCGGUGGAAAGAUGACAAAAAGCCAAGGAGAGAUCAAGACGCCAAACUGGCCCGACGGGAAGUACCCUCUCGGGGUCAGCUGCUCCUGGCUGGUCACCGUGUCGCCCGAUGAGGUGAUCCAGGUGAAGUUUGAGAAGUUCGUGCUGGAGGGCGACAGCGAGUGUCGCUUUGACUUUGUGGCGUUCUUCAACGGCAAAGAUACAGACGAUUCACGUCUGAUUGGGAAAUUCUGCGGCGAUCAAACCCCAGAAACCAUCAUCACCAGCACCAACGAGCUGCUGGUCCAGUUUGUGUCCGACUACAGCGUCCCAUCAGACGGCUUCCUCGCCUCCUACACCAGCCUCCCCCGUGGCUCCCAACCCCCCGCGGUGGGGUCCGGAGCCAGACCUGUCCCCUCAAAACCUGUUGUUAGACCCGUCGCCACGGUGAAACCUCCCAUCCCCACCACCACCACCACUGCCCCACCUCCCCCCACCAAGCCCGUAAGAACCAAUCAGAGAAACAGAGGUCAAGACCGAAGGGUGACCCCCCCCAGGCCAAACGGGAAGAAGCCCAAUCCUCAGAACCCUCCGUGUCCCAAAACCUGCAAAAGAAACGGAACCGUGAAGACCAGCUUCUGCGCCAGUGAAUUUGUGAUAACAGGUCAGGUGACCUCCAUGGGUCCCGGGCCCAGAGGAACUCUGGUCAUCAAUGUCACCCUCAUUAAAGCUUUUAAAGCAGGACGACUUACCAUCACGCAAGUGGGAGAAACCAUGGCGGUGAAGCUGGUGUCCCGGUGCAAGAAAUGCCCCCUGUUCCGCCGAGGUGGCAGCUACAUCAUCAUGGGUCAGGUGGACGAGGAGGGGCGCGGCACGCUGGAACCUGGUGCAUUCACGGCUCCAUACAAAGCUCCUCACCAGAACUUACUGAUGAACAUCAGCCGGCAGCCGUGUUAAAGGCUCACUUUGAAGCCACGUGUAGGUCUAAAUACUUAAACUGUACUUUGAUUUUUAUUUUCACACAGUUUUAAAUGAGCUGUUUUAUACAAAGUUUGGUCAAACUUUAUGUUUGCUAUUUAUACCUGAAUAAAGACUUUUUAUAUUCCUUUAACAAACUCU
Messenger RNA from Oryzias melastigma (Indian medaka), 1899 nucleotides. RefSeq names its product procollagen C-endopeptidase enhancer a (gene pcolcea). The transcript has 9 exons. The record is from RefSeq and is a predicted model, not a curated record. Lineage: Eukaryota; Metazoa; Chordata; Actinopteri; Beloniformes; Adrianichthyidae. The coding region runs from base 352 to 1737 and encodes 461 amino acids. Gene Ontology annotation, molecular function: protein binding.